This is a messenger RNA of Marasmius oreades (fairy-ring Marasmius), 327 nucleotides long. RefSeq lists its product as uncharacterized. Bases 1 to 327 code for a protein of 108 amino acids. The record is from RefSeq and is a predicted model, not a curated record. The transcript is spliced from 2 exons. Lineage: Eukaryota; Fungi; Basidiomycota; Agaricomycetes; Agaricales; Marasmiaceae.
AUGCUACAGGAGAUACUAAGAAAAUUAGAUGAUAUGUCAGAACAUGGAGUGGAUGAACUGAAGCAUGUGGUAGACAAGCUAUUGGAGGACUCGGAGACACAAAACACAUUCAUUCAAAGCGACUACUUGGAGUCCUCAAGAGUGUCCCGCCGUCCUCGAAUCAAGCUGACCUUUGCUACGCCGUCACCAUCAUCACCACCUGAACCAUGGAAAUACAACACACUGAGGCUCCUCCCUUCAUCACCCAUACGACACGUACCUCAAUGGUCAAAGAACCGGGAGGAUUAUAAAAUCUUUCGAGAUCAAUCAAUUAGAACGUUCAGCUGA